GUCAGCUAUCGCGGUAUCAUCCGGUUGCUGAGGCCCGUGAAUGAAGGUCUCGCGAAAUUUGUGCUACAGGUUUAAGCUUGCCUCUCAGCUUACUCCACCCUAUCCCCAGCCCGUCCAUCCUUUCUCUUUCCAAGUCACAAAGCUCCCCCCACCCUCCUUCUAGCUUGCUGCUCUCCUCCAGUUUCCGAUUUCAGACCGGAACCGGAAGUGGGGUGGGCGGGGCCCGGCAGCGGAAAACGCCGCGGAGCCAGAGCCGGGACACGGCUGUGGCCGCUGCCCCUACCCCCGCCACGGAUCGCCAGGUGGCGGGACUGCGCGGCUCCAGGCUGAAGGUCGGUCCGGAGGCGGGUGGGCGCGGGUCUCACCCGGAUUGUCCGCGCGGCACCGUCCCCGGGCCCCCCGGGCGCCGCGAGGGAUCAUGUCUACAGCCUCCGCCGCCUCCUCCUCCUCCUCGUCUUCGGCCGGUGAGAUGAUCGAAGCCCCUUCCCAGGUCCUCAACUUUGAAGAGAUCGACUACAAGGAGAUCGAGGUGGAAGAGGUUGUUGGAAGGGGAGCCUUUGGUGUAGUUUGCAAAGCUAAGUGGAGAGCAAAAGAUGUUGCUAUUAAACAAAUAGAAAGUGAAUCUGAGAGGAAAGCUUUUAUUGUAGAGCUUCGGCAGUUAUCCCGUGUGAACCAUCCCAAUAUCGUAAAGCUAUAUGGAGCCUGCUUGAAUCCAGUGUGUCUUGUGAUGGAAUAUGCUGAAGGGGGCUCUUUAUAUAAUGUGCUGCAUGGUGCUGAACCAUUGCCGUAUUACACUGCUGCCCACGCAAUGAGUUGGUGUUUACAGUGUUCCCAAGGAGUGGCUUAUCUUCACAGCAUGCAACCCAAAGCUCUAAUUCACAGGGAUCUGAAACCACCAAACUUACUGCUGGUUGCAGGAGGGACAGUUCUAAAAAUUUGUGAUUUUGGUACAGCCUGUGACAUUCAGACACAUAUGACCAAUAACAAGGGGAGUGCUGCUUGGAUGGCGCCUGAAGUUUUUGAAGGUAGUAAUUACAGUGAAAAAUGUGAUGUCUUCAGCUGGGGUAUUAUUCUCUGGGAAGUGAUAACACGUCGGAAACCCUUUGAUGAGAUUGGUGGCCCAGCUUUCAGAAUCAUGUGGGCUGUUCAUAACGGUACUCGACCACCACUGAUCAAAAAUUUACCUAAGCCUAUUGAGAGCCUGAUGACUCGUUGUUGGUCUAAAGAUCCUUCUCAGCGCCCUUCAAUGGAGGAAAUCGUGAAGAUUAUGACUCACUUGAUGCGGUACUUUCCAGGAGCAGAUGAGCCAUUACAGUAUCCUUGUCAGUAUUCAGAUGAAGGACAGAGCAACUCUGCCACCAGUACAGGCUCAUUCAUGGACAUCGCUUCUACAAAUACCAGUAAUAAAAGUGACACUAAUAUGGAGCAAGUUCCUGCCACAAAUGAUACUAUUAAACGCUUAGAAUCAAAAUUGUUGAAAAAUCAGGCAAAGCAGCAGCAGAGUGAAUCUGGACGUUUAAGCUUGGGAGCUUCCCGUGGGAGCAGCGUGGAGAGCUUGCCCCCAACCUCUGAGGGCAAGAGGAUGAGUGCUGACAUGUCUGAAAUAGAAGCUAGGAUCGCUGCGACCACAGGCAACGGACAGCCAAGACGUAGAUCUAUCCAAGACUUGACUGUAACUGGAACAGAACCUGGUCAGGUGAGCAGUAGGUCAUCUAGUCCCAGUGUGAGAAUGAUCACUACCUCAGGACCAACCUCAGAAAAGCCAACUCGAAGUCAUCCAUGGACUCCUGAUGAUUCCACAGAUACCAAUGGAUCAGAUAACUCUAUCCCAAUGGCUUAUCUUACACUGGAUCACCAACUACAGCCUCUAGCACCGUGCCCAAACUCCAAAGAAUCUAUGGCAGUGUUUGAACAGCAUUGUAAAAUGGCACAAGAAUAUAUGAAAGUUCAAACAGAAAUUGCAUUGUUAUUACAGAGAAAGCAAGAACUAGUUGCAGAACUGGACCAGGAUGAAAAGGACCAGCAAAAUACAUCUCGGCUGGUACAGGAACAUAAAAAGCUUUUAGAUGAAAACAAAAGCCUUUCUACUUACUACCAGCAAUGCAAAAAACAACUAGAGGUCAUCAGAAGUCAGCAGCAAAAACGACAAGGCACUUCAUGAUUCUCUGGGACCGUUACAUUUUAAAAUAUGCAAAGAAAGACUUUUUUUUUAAGGAAAGAAAAACGCUUAUAUUGACAAUUCAUGAGUGUUAGCUUUUUGGCGUGUUCUGAAUGCCGACUGCCUAUAUUUGCUGCAUUUGUUUCAUUGUUUGUUUUCCUUUUCUCACGGUGGACAUGCAGUUUUACUCUCAUUGCAUAACAUGGUGGCAUCUGUGACUUGAAUAAGCAGCAGUUCCCAGUUUCAAACCAGAUGCAAUGAACUGUGGCCAUAUAUGCAUGCUCAUUGUAUGAAGGCUAACCUAACAACAGGGGGUAUCAAACUAGCUGCUAAAUGCAAACAUCAUCCUUUUUUCCAUGUUGGAGGUGGAACCUCAAGAAUGAUUUUAUUCUUGUAUCUCAUCUCAAAUUACUAAUAAUUUUUUCCCAAAAGAUGGUAUAUACCACGUUAAAGACAGGGUAUUAUAAGUCUAGAGUAAUUGGUGGUACCUUACAAUAAUAUAGAACCUUUAGGAAUAAGGUGAGGAUUUUGAUGCCAGCAUCCUUAGAUCAGUACUGAACUUAAUUCCAUCUAUAAAAUAUUUGAAGGUAAGUGGGGGCUGCUGUAUUCAAUGAAGCAAUUUACCAGAUUUCAUUAGACUAAAAUUUAAUCAUGAUACCUUGAACAAAAUGAAACUCUUUUUUUUAAAACAGGAGUCAAGAUUUUUAAUUCUAUGGUUGUGUAUAUGUGUGUUGAAACUGUAAAGCUUUUAUGACUAAUAUUAAUAUUUCAAAUGAAAUUAAAAUGCAAAAGAAAAGAAAUUCAGCUUAAAUGAUCAUUUCUUCCUAUAAUGAUGAUUGGAUUAUUUUAUCAUGUAUUUGAAAAAGCUGAAGAGAAAUAAUGGAAAGUAGAAAUAAUUGCUCAGGCUAAAAGGAAUGGGCUUAGAUUUCUUUUUAUGAUACCAAAUGAGGAAUAAACCAGGCAAAUCAGAAGUUAGUAAGGAAGUUAAAGAAGUAAUAAAUUCAUCAAGUAUCCUAAUUAUCCUGGAUAUUGGAAUAAUUUGUUUUUCUUUCAAGCCCAUUCUAGAAUGCCUGCUGCCUUUCACCACUUUUAAGAGAAUUUCAACACUUAUAAAGAGAGUAUUUAUAUUGUUAACAAUAAUUUUGCUACCAACCUUCAAAAUAACUUAAAAGUAAUAAUAAAACAUCAUUGAAGUAAUGGACUAUACAAGCUCUAUUUUUUCAGUUGGAAUUAAAAUAAGUCACAGUUUGUUACCAAUACAAGGUGUCUUUUCAAUAAGGAUGUCAUCAGUCUGGUUUUUAUAGCAUUAAUGUUUUAUGAAGAGAAAAUUUUAAAUGAAAGCAUAAUUGCUGUGAUUAGAAUUCUAUCAUGAUUGUAUUGUAGUCUUUGCUCUAUUUCAAAUAAUAAGUUGAAGUUAUCAAAACUAUUCUUAAAAAUGCUGAAGCAGGUAACUUUUUUUUCCAUUAUUUUUUCCUCCUCCCACUGAGUUUUAUAAUGUAUGCAAGCAAUAAAGGUAAAGAACAGUUUGUACUAAACUGUGUCAUUUUUAACUUCUUCCAAAUCAAUUAUUAGAAAGCUUCUGGGAACUAAAUGCUUCUAUCACUUAAUUUAAACAAAAGUAGGGUCAUUCCUAAGUAACUUGAUCACCUAGCUGAAACUGAUAUUGGGCUCAACAUAGUAAUAGUCAAAUAAAAUUGGCAGAGAUAAUAACUGUAGACUAAGGAAAAACGUAACUUAUCAGUAGCAUUGCUGCUCAUAUGUACAAUCUGUCACUCCACCUAAAGGGACCUAGUAACUGUAAGAGACUUUUCUAAUUAUCUCAGAGCACAAGAUAUCCAAGUGUGAAGGCUUGACAUUUCCAUUAGGAUUUAGCAUUGGAGAUUUCAGGUUUUAUUUCUAGUCAUUGAUGUAUUAUUGUUAUUACAUGCAGUCACUUCAUAAAAAUAUCCAGAUAGGUAAAUGGAAGAAAAUAGUAGAUUCUAGUCAUGGUACCAAAUCCACUCGGCUGUUGAACAGUUGCUUGUUUGUUUACAGUAAGUUCCUUGGGAUUUUCAGUACUGUAGUUGUCCUGGACAUUGAGUACAGUUCAGCCUUGCUCUGUAUUUAAGUAGUUGUGUUGCCAGUCUUAUACUUUUAAGUCCUGAUGAUCCCUGGAGAUGGGAGAAAAAGAUACCAGGGAUAAUUAAAAUUCACAGCCCGUUUUAUCCGUGUCCUCAUCCAUCAAACCUUCAAAUAAAAAGGUUAACAAGGAGCCAAACUUUUUAUUAAUUCUGGCUUUAUGAUUUAUUCGAACCCUCAUUUUUUGGGUGGAAAUAGCAAACAGACAAGUGAGUGGCUAAAAUGCACCAGUCUAAGAAAUUUGCAGACAGUCUCUGAAUAAGUCCUAAUUACAUUUUAUUCUUGCCUCCAGGGAAAGAAGGCAAAGCUUUUAUCUAAUCUGGAGGGAAAUAUUCCUCAGCAAUAAAAAAUCACUUUUUUGAGUUGAAUAAAAAUCAAUUAAAAAUAUUUACCAUAUAGCAAUAGCAUAUUGAAAAAAUUUGUUAAAAGUUGUUUGCAAAUGUUUGACUAUUUUUGCUGAAGUAUUUUAGCGUGUUGAAUGUCUGCUCUCUUCAAGUUUUUUCCAUGUUCCUAAUUUCAGCUCCUGCCAGUAGCCAGAGAUCACAGGACUUCCCUAUGAAAUUGUUGUUUCUUUCUAUAAAUGUGUGUAUUUUUCAGCACCCAACUCCUCUCUUCAAAUGGUAGUAAGUUCUACUUCUGUCAUUCGGAACAUUUUAUGUAAAAUGAUGUAAUACAGAAAUUUUUGUGCAUACUGUGUAAUUGAAGGAAGCUUUUUAGAUUUAUUUUUGUUUUUAAUAAAAUUCAGAUUGUUAUUCUAAACUGG
Carlito syrichta (Philippine tarsier) is the source of this 5039-nucleotide messenger RNA. RefSeq names its product mitogen-activated protein kinase kinase kinase 7 (gene MAP3K7). Gene Ontology annotation, biological process: positive regulation of canonical NF-kappaB signal transduction; protein phosphorylation; JNK cascade. The transcript is spliced from 16 exons. Bases 419 to 2161 code for a protein of 580 amino acids. Gene Ontology annotation, molecular function: MAP kinase kinase kinase activity; ATP binding; magnesium ion binding. The record is from RefSeq and is a predicted model, not a curated record. NCBI's taxonomy places the organism in Eukaryota, Metazoa, Chordata, Mammalia, Primates, Tarsiidae.